This is a messenger RNA of Micromonas commoda, 2172 nucleotides long. RefSeq lists its product with no specific name. The transcript has 3 exons. Gene Ontology annotation, biological process: protein phosphorylation; protein dephosphorylation. The record is from RefSeq and is a predicted model, not a curated record. Gene Ontology annotation, molecular function: ATP binding; protein kinase activity; protein serine/threonine phosphatase activity. Bases 1 to 2172 code for a protein of 723 amino acids. NCBI's taxonomy places the organism in Eukaryota, Viridiplantae, Chlorophyta, Mamiellophyceae, Mamiellales, Mamiellaceae.
AUGUCGCCUCCCGCGGUACCCGCGGAGGGGCCCGUCCCGGCGGCGGUGGACGGCGCGGACGGAUGGACCGCGUGCUUCCGCGACUGCUGCAGGUCCGACCGCGUCAACCUCGCGGUGCCAAAGCACGAGUUCGCGGCGAAGCUUUUGCCGAUCCACGACGGCCCCGCGAGCGCGGUGUUCCUCGGAAGGUUCGGCGAUAAGGCGGUCGCGGUGAAGAAGCCGAAGCUCCCGACCAAGGCUGAGAUCGACCGGUACCACGUGGAGCUCCGGCUGAUGCUCUCGCUGAAUCACCCCAACAUCCUCACGCUGUGCGGCGCCCGCGCGUCCCCGCCGGAGUACUACCUACUCUUCCCUUACCAGGAGAACGGAUCGGUAUCGCGACUCGUUCACGAACAACGAUGGGCGCCGACGUGGGGCGCGGCGCUGAUCCUCCUCCAGGAGAUCGCCGCCGCCCUCGCGUACGUCCACGACCGCGGCAUCGUCCACAGGGACAUCAAACCCGCGAACGUGCUCAUCGGCGCCGACUGGGUCGCGAGGCUCGCCGAUUUCGGCCUCGCCGAAGACGAAACAGCGCUUCGCGAGUCGCUGCAGGCGUCCAUCUACCAAACAGAGGAUGCGGAGGGCAAGGCGGUGGCGGGGCGGUACGUGGGCACUUGCCGGCAGGGCACCGCGGCGGCGCCGUCCGGUGGGUUCCAGAAGCAGCACAUGGUGGGCACGUUAGCGUACAUGGCCCCGGAGGUGUUGAUGCGCCGGGUACCUGGCUUCCCGGCGGAUGUCUACGCCUUCGCGAUUGUAACGGCGGAGGUUUGCACCGGCACGGCGCCUUACGCGGACAGGGCGCGAAACGUCGCGCUCGCGCACACGGUCCUGGAUUUGAGCUACAACGAGGCGGACCUCGCCAAGGCGAUCGCGAGCGAGGGAUUGAGGCCGUCGCUUCCCGGGGAGGCUGGGGCGGCGUACUUUGGCGCGAGAGAAUCGGAGGAUGGCGACGACCCGCUCGCGUGGGCGCCAUCCGCCGAGAAGCUUCGCGCGGCGGUCGAGCGCGGCUGGAGCGCCGACCCGAACGCGAGACCCACUUUUAUCGACGUCCAGAGGGAUCUAGACGCGAUCGCCGAAUCGUAUCGGGCCUCGGGCGGGCGCCUGGCGAGGGUGUGGCGCCCGCCGAUUGGCGGAGUCGGACAACCUCGGGCUUUCGACGACCUCGCGAGUGUGCACAGCUGGCCCCGCGCCGCUCCGGAGCGCGCCGGCACCUACCCCGCGCGCUUCCCGCCGAUGACGAACAGAGCGCGGGUGUGCAACGCGGGAGUGUUCAGCACGUGCGGCGCGCGAGGCGCGGACAAGAUGGAGGACCGGCACGUCGUGUGCAACGCCGUCGAAGGUAUCGAAGGAGCGCACCUGAUCGGAGUCUUCGACGGGCACAGGGGCGCGGAGUGCGCUGAUUUCGCGUCUAGAAACAUCGCCGCCGCGUUGACGUCCACGUGGCACGCGCACGGCGAUCCGGGCGAGGCGCUGCGGGAGGCGUUCACGUCGGUGGACGCCGCGUUCGUGGACGCGUUCGAGCGGUCGCGAUCCUCGGAUCGUUCGGGAGUCGGAGCGCGUUUCCCCGGCUGCACCGCGUGCGUCGCGCUGGUGCUGGGCGACGUGGCGUACGUGGCCAACGCCGGGGACUGUCGCGCGGUGAUGUGCGUGGACUAUGACUCCGACGCGCACGUCGCCCUCACGCGGGACCACGCCGCGGAUACCAACGAGGACGAGCGGUUACGAAUCGAAAACGCCGGUGGUUCGCUUCGGCUCGUACCCAACGGCAGGGGCGGGGACACGUGGCGGGUGGGCGCCGCCGGGCUGGCGGUGACGCGCGCGAUGGGUGACGCGGACUGCAAGCGGGACGGCGUGACCGCGAUGCCGGAGGUGACGAAGGUGGACCUGACGCCGGCGCACGAGUACCUCGUCGUCGCGUGCGACGGGCUGUGGGACGUGGUGAGCGACGAGGAGUGCGUCAAGAUGAUCAAGGACACGGUGAAGGAGCCGAACAUGUGCGCCAAGCGGUUGGGGAGCGAGGCGCUGACGCGGAUGAGCGGGGAUAACAUCACGGUCAUAGUGGCGUUCCUGAAGGACCUCGCGACGUCCGAGAAGGUGACGUGGGAGCGCGCGUUCACCACCAACGCCAUCUGA